Talaromyces marneffei is the source of this 1503-nucleotide messenger RNA. RefSeq lists its product as uncharacterized. The transcript has 7 exons. Gene Ontology annotation, molecular function: FAD binding. NCBI's taxonomy places the organism in Eukaryota, Fungi, Ascomycota, Eurotiomycetes, Eurotiales, Trichocomaceae. The record is from RefSeq and is a predicted model, not a curated record. Bases 1 to 1503 code for a protein of 500 amino acids.
AUGUCGGGCUCACCAACAAAAUCCGUCGAUAUCACCAUCAUCGGUGCGGGCCCAACGGGUCUGGCGAGUGCUGUGCUUGCAAGACAGCUUGGGUUGAGCGUCUGCAUUGUUGAUCAAGGAGAUGAACCUCUUAAGGUCGGUCGUGCCGAUGCCUUGAACAGUCGAACUCAAGAUUAUUUUGAUAUGUUGGGUAUUCUUCCAAGUCUGCAAGAACUUGGUCUGAAAUGCAAUACAAGUUCAACCUUUGCAAAUGGAGAAUUUAUUUCUCGGCAGAGCCACUGGUGGACGUCACUAAAGCACACUACAUACCCAAACUUUCUCAUGCUUGGACAGCCAGUUAUCAUGCAGCAUCUCGCAAAGAUUUUGGAUAUUCCGGUCAUAUACAGGAGCCAACUUCAAGAUUUGAUUGAGACAGAAGACAAAGUAACUGCGGUACUUGAUAACAUGACCAUUGAAAGCAAAUAUGUUAUUGGUGCAGAUGGAGCCAGAUCCAAGGCCCGGCAAAUUUUGAAGAUCCCUUUCGAGGGAACCAAGCCGGAAAUGGUGUGGGCAGUGCUUGACACGUUCCUGGACACAGAUUUUCCUUUAUGCCCAGAAAUUAUCACCUUCCAAGUUGAUGGCCAAGCAAGAGUAUCGUGGAUUCCUCGGGAGCGCGGACUGGCAAGAUUUUAUAUCUUACUAGACGACGAAAUUACACAAGAAAAUUCCGAGAAAGAGAUUCGCAAAUUCUUGGCCCCUUAUAGAGUCGAGUUUCCGAAAACAGAGUGGUUUAGCACGUUCGAAAUCAAGGAACGUCUUGCAAGGUCGUAUUUCUCACCCGGUGGCCGUAUUGCUCUUGCAGGAGAUGCUGCCCAUGUACAUGCUGUCAAUGGUGGACAAGGAUUGAACACUGGAAUUUCAGAUGCCUUCGCCCUGGUCUGGAGGUUAUAUCUUGGAACUAAAGGCUAUGAUUCCUUAGUCAAGACCUACGAACUAGAGCGAAGGCAUAUUGCUGCUGAUGUGCUCUCCGUUGCUGCAAAGUUGGUCCGUAGUACUUUGAGAACUGCUACGGAGUACGUGGAGAUUGUGGAGAAAAACGCAGCCUACAUCACAGGAGGAGGAAUCCAGUAUUUGAGAGACACAAAGACCGUGUCAGGAGCCGAUGCUGAUCCUUUUGUACCGGGAUACCGUUGCCCUGAUCUGACCCUCACCCGUGGUGAUGGCAGCAGAGUUCGCUUGUAUCAAAUUCUCAAAUACAGUUCAUUCACCGUCCUUCGCGUCAACAACGCUGAAGUCAAGAUCCCGGAGGCUGCUACUCCAUUUUGCGAUGUCUGGAACUUAGUACUUGACGAUAAAACUGCUAAUGGUCAUGCAGAAGUACAGGAAGGAGCCUCCAAAAGGCUGACCUACAAUAGUAUACCAUUGCCCGAAUGGGUCCAUGGAGUUGUGAUCCGACCAGAUGCUUAUGUAGGCUAUGUUGGGGAGGAUGCUGGCCAAUACCUCUCAGGAAUCUUCCAGAAUUAG